Nilaparvata lugens (brown planthopper) is the source of this 1332-nucleotide messenger RNA. Its product is annotated as clarin-3. The transcript is spliced from 6 exons. The coding region runs from base 495 to 1178 and encodes 227 amino acids. The record is from RefSeq and is a predicted model, not a curated record. Lineage: Eukaryota; Metazoa; Arthropoda; Insecta; Hemiptera; Delphacidae.
GAGAGCGUCUACAUGGAGUGGAAAGAGCCAUCGACGGUAACCGGUUGUCCUCGUGGGUCGGGGGAUCCACCAGCUGCCACAGAACCGACACCGACCUUUCCUGCGCUGAAAAGUAGGCAACAGACGGAGACCGACCGUGGAACGGACAACGGAACAAGAUGGCCGCCUUUUACAGCGUAAGCAUGCUGCUAUUUUGACAUUCUUGCGCGUUGGAGUUUCCUAAAAUCGCCUUCAACAGAUAUUGUUCAAGUAGUACAGUGUUUGAUAUUAAUGUUGUGUGUGCAGUGUUCGUAUUACUGAUAUUGUUUGUGCUUCGGUAGGUAGGUGUCGAAAGCACCCAGUGUUUUUGUGUCAAAGAGGAUGCUUCAACGCCUCGGAUCCUCCUCUGGAAUACAAGUAUCUCAUGUGACAACAGAGAACCGAGGGCUAUAUCAAAAGCAGUUGAAUUCAAUAUUUAAUUACAGAAAAUGAAGGACACCCUGUGAGCAGGAGCCAUGAUGAAUCUGUACAAACGGGGAAUGAUCUUUGUGACAUUCCUCGGGUCAUGCCUGAGCAUAGUGCUGAUAGCAGCGGCGUUGGGCACCAACUACUGGGUGGUGGCGCAGGCCAGGCGCAUCCCUAAUCCCACCGAGUCCGACGGUCAUGUUCACUUCGGACUAUUCCAGGGCGUCAAGGACUUGAACGUCGCUUACGGAUGGAGAACGUAUCAUUUCAGUGUUUUAGACUUGAUGCAACAAGACAUGGACUUCAUGGUCUACAGCUACUGGAUGACCACAGUUGUCACAACCAGCAGCUCCCUCAUCUUCGCUGCAGCCUCUGCAGUCUUCGCUGUCAUAAAUACAGCAACAACGCCCAUUGGCACAUUCACUGGAGUUCCUGGAUUGUACCUAUGGAAUCUUCUCACAAUUGUUCUGCAAAUGUUUGCAGUGAGCUUCUGGAUAUUGCAAUUCACGAAAAAGUUACAGAAGAAUGUGAUGAGUUUAGAGGAUCAAGCCAAUCUAUGGACAUCUGAUGGCAGGGCGGCUUAUGGCCACUCGUUUUGGUUUGUAGUGUCAGCCGUGAUCGUGCACGUGAUCAACCUGACUUUCAUCUACUUUGGAACGAGCGACUCGCGUGAGAAAAAGACUUCGGUGCCAGUGACGGAGGAGAAGAGCAAUGGAGCUAUCAUGCUCUACUGACAACAUUCUUGCCACUUGCCAUUACAACUCCCUUAUGAACAUUGACAUUUGUGAUAGUGUACAGUCAAGAUACUACGGAAUGUGUCAACUUAAUAUAUUGUGUAAUUCGACCAAAAUUGUAAAUAUAGAUUAAACCAGAUUGACUCCACACUAA